AUGGAACCCAGGAAUCCCCUCCAUAUCUACAGAGCUCUCCUCCGCGCCACAUCCUAUCUGCCAGACGCAGCCGCUCGAGCAUACCUGGCAGAUCACAUCAGAACCAGAUUCGUCACCCAUGCGAAAUCAACACCGCUCGCGCAUAUAGCGAAGAAUCGGUUGAAGACGGCAGAGAAAACUGCGCGAUGUCUCGAGCGAGCUGGUCGCGGUAACAUCGAGGACUUGGAGAAAGUCCUCGAUUUCGCAUAUGGAAGGAAAGGCGCUCGGCGCAGACAUCUACUAAGGGAUUUGUUACAAAAGGAUCCCCCCCAGGAUGAUAGGGCGUUAGCAGAGCUCAUCAAAGCCGGCAGCGAUCAGGCUGGCAAGAAACAGCCCCCCGAAAUUGAGCAGAUGGAACCGACCCCAAAAUUUCGAGCCUUUCUCAAAAGCCAUGUCCAAUGUUUCCCCAAAAAUACGCAGGUAGGCAAGCCUAAAAUACGUUCCACGGCACCUCGGAUACCAGAGACAAAUACGUGGGGUCGCCCGAUGCCCUUGAGACGGCAGCGUUCGAUACGCAAGCGCUGGUGGGCCGAGACUCUGGAUAGGAUGUUUCCACCAGUCCCGCUGAAGGAGUGGAAUCGUCUGCGAGACCUUGCUUUAGGCGUUGUUCCUGUCGAACCGUUAAUUCCUCGCCGGAAACCACAAAAGCCUAGGAAAAUUGACCCGGAGGAAGCCAUUCAACAACAGAAUCGAAGGGUGGUGAAAUACUUGAUGGACACAGCUAGGGCUAAGGGAACUAUGUCCUUCGAUCCAGAUCGAGGUCUGGUAGUGGACGAGGAGGGUAAUGCUGGGGAUGAAUCGGAAUCCACUUUUCGGGUCUACAACUAUCAGCGAACGAUGCGGAGGUUGUAUAGCCGCCUAUGGGGCGCCACGCCAACUAUGUAUCAUGAUGUGUCGUUAGGUGAUUGGGUUGUACAUUGGGGUAAACCAGCAUCGCCAUUCCAUUCGGGGAUGCCCUCAAUCCUGCCCAAAGAAAAGAAGGUGCUCUAUUCAGGCACUGAAGAUUUGCCAUUGAAGGAUUCAGAUCAAUCCCGCAAAACCCAGAAGGGAAAGAAGUCGGAUUCGAUUUCCACGAUCGAAGGGUCAACCUCGAAUUUGCAACCGGGAAUAUAG
Venustampulla echinocandica is the source of this 1152-nucleotide messenger RNA. RefSeq lists its product as uncharacterized. The transcript has a single exon. The coding region runs from base 1 to 1152 and encodes 383 amino acids. NCBI's taxonomy places the organism in Eukaryota, Fungi, Ascomycota, Leotiomycetes, Helotiales, Pleuroascaceae. The record is from RefSeq and is a predicted model, not a curated record.